AUGGCAGACCCUUCCAAGGAAUGGGGUGUCUACUUCUCUCGAACGCACCAGCGACCCUACUUUCGCUCGAGCGUGACGAACGAGUCCCUUUGGGAAGCUCCUCCUCAGCUAUCCAGGGAACAGAUCGCAAGUCUGCCUGGUGCCGAGCUGCUCACGGGCGGGAAGCCAGCGCCAAAGGUCCCUUCACAGUCGUCUGAGAAGAUCAGCGCGAGUCAUCUGCUCAUCAAGCACCGCGGCUCGCGCAGACCGUCUUCGUGGAAAGAGUCACACGUGACGCGCACCACCGAAGAAGCCUACGAGAUUCUUGCAGGGCACUACCGUGAACUCGUGCCUGGCUCGACCGGUCCCUCUGACGAAGGCGCGAGUGUACCCAACCCCAAGCCAGACCGGGCCUUGUUCGAACAGCUUGCCCUCGUGCAUUCGGAUUGCUCCUCUCACGCUCAGGCUGGCGCGCUCGGCAGCUUCGGCAGGGGCGCGAUGCAGAAGCCGUUCGAAGACGCCGCCUUUGCUCUCCAGCCAGGCGAGAUGACGAGCAAGAUUGUCUCAACCGAUUCGGGACUACAUCUCAUCUAUCGUACUGCUUGA
Mixia osmundae IAM 14324 is the source of this 585-nucleotide messenger RNA. RefSeq lists its product as uncharacterized. The transcript is spliced from 3 exons. Gene Ontology annotation, cellular component: nucleus; cytosol. The coding region runs from base 1 to 585 and encodes 194 amino acids. The record is from RefSeq and is a predicted model, not a curated record. Gene Ontology annotation, molecular function: protein binding; peptidyl-prolyl cis-trans isomerase activity. NCBI's taxonomy places the organism in Eukaryota, Fungi, Basidiomycota, Mixiomycetes, Mixiales, Mixiaceae.